CUCGGAGAUGUGUGUCAGGAGCAGCCAAGAAUUAUGGACCAUCUUACUGGGGAGAUCUGCAUUGAGGGAACCGGCUCAAAUAGAGGCAGAACUGGACCGAAAUUGGGAACGAUUACUUCAAGGACUGUGUUACUACAAAGCACCCAGUUCAUCGUCGGCGGAUAAACUGAAAGCGGACAAAGAUGUGGCCCAACCGUUGAAGGACUUUGGUCUGAGGAUCAGUAAACUGCUGGGUCUGGAUCAACAACAGAGUGUACAGAUUUUGCAAUGUUACCUACAGGAAGAUUACAGAGGGACCCGCAACACACUGAAGGUUGUUCUUCAGGAUGAGAGACAGAGCCAAACUCUACUUAUGAAGAUCGCUGACUAUUACUACGAGGAGCGCGUGUGUCAUCUGCGAUGCGUCCUCCUCCUGCUGACAUACUUCCAGGAUGAGAGACAUCCCUAUAGGGCAGAGUACUCCAACUGUGUGAACAAGCUUAAGAAGGACCUGGUCAACAACUACCAGAAGCAGUUUGUGACCCUGUUCAAAGCUGAAGCCCCAAUAUGGGAGACGCACGGCAACCUCAUGAUGGAGAGGCAGGUGUCCCGCUGGUUUCUACAGUGUCUGAGGGAGCAGUCGCUUCUGCUGGAGAUCCUCUUCCUGUACUACGCCUACUUUGAAAUGGGCCCUGGGGACCUGCUCAGCUUCACCAAGAUGUUUAAGGAGCAGGGCUUCGGUUUGAGACAGACCAACAGACACCUGGUGGAUAAGAGCAUGGACGCCCUUGUCGACCGCAUCGGGUACUUCAGCUCUCUGAUCCUGGUGGAGGGCAUGGACAUAGAUUUCCUCCACAAGUGUGCCCUGGAGGACCGCAUGGAGCAGCACCAGUUCUCCAACACCCCCGAUAUCAGAAAGGAAAUGGACCAGAUGCUGCUGACGUUUGGGGACAUCCCCCACCAUGGGCUGGUGCUGCUGGCCUGGGUCCUGCUGCGACACACCCUGAGCCCAGACGAGUCCAGCCCCGUCAUCAGACGCAUUGGGAACACCUCCCUACAGCUGGGGGUGUUCCAGUACCUCACCACCAUGCUGCAGGGCCUGGGAGGCACUGGGAAUAAUUGUACGGCCAGUACAGCUCGGAUGUGUAUCUACGGCCUCCUCUCCUUUGUCAUCACCUCCUUUGAAGAGGAGACGCUGGGCAGCCAACAGCAUCUGAUCAAUGCAGCGUGUGAAGUCCUCUCUGCUCCCAGUCUUGCUGAGCUUUUAUGGGAAACGAAGCCCAAAAUGGGAUUGGGAAUGAUCUUGGAUAGCGCUAUGGGAAUGUUCCCAUACAAGACUGGUCCGCUGUUACAGCUCCUCACCGCUCUCCUGUCCGAGAAGUCCACCGCAAAGAAGGUGUACACUUUCCUGGACAAGAUGUCGUUCUACACAGAACUCUACAAAACAAAGCCCAAUGACAUCAUCUCUAGAGACGACGAGACACUGUGGAGGAGACAAGCACCCAAACUCAUCUACCCUCUCGGCCUGGGCCAGACCAACCUGCGGAUGCCUCAAGGUGUGCUGGGUCAGGUGGCUGUGGGGGAGCAGGGCUACAUGGUGCGCUGGGACUACUCCUACAGCGCCUGGACCCUGUUCACCUGCGAGAUAGAGAUGCUGCUCCACGUUGUCUCAACUGCAGAUGUGAUCUUACACUGUGAGCGUGUGAAGCCCAUCCUGGACUUGGUCCAUAAGAUGAUCAGCACAGACUGGACCGUGUCUGACUGUCUGCUGCCCCUCACCUCCCGCAUCUACAUGUUACUGCAGAGGUUGACGUCAGUCAUCAACCCUCCAGUGGAUGUGAUAGCAUCCUGUGUGAACUGCCUCAUUGUCCUGGCUGCUAGGAUGCCUGGCAAGGUUUGGUCCAGCUUGCACCACACUGGCUUCCUGCCUUUUGCCUCCUCGCCUCUGACCAACGUGGCACAAUCCAUCAGUGCUGAGGGGAUGAAGGCAGGUAACUAUGGCAACCUGCUGGUCCUGAUUGAACAGCCCAAAGGGGAGUACGCUGUGACUAUCGCCUUCCUGCGCCUCGUCACCACCCUGGUCAAGGGCCAGCUGGGCAGCACCCAGAACAAGGGCCUGGUCCCCUGUGUGUUGCUGGUGCUCAAGGAGAUACUGCCCAACUACCACAAGUGGCGCUACAACACCUAUGGUGUCAGAGAGAGAAUCGGUUGUCUGAUCCUGGAGCUGGUCCAUGCCAUUCUGAACCUCAGUCCAGAGGGAGAGGCCAGUAGCAGCACUCCAACCCUUCAGUCUCUGUGUAUCUACAGUCUGGCUAACACUGAGGCUGGCCAGGCGGUGGUCAACAUCAUUGGGGUCGGAGUGGACACCAUAGACGUGGUGCUGGCUGCUCAGCCCAGCAGUGGUGGCUCUGAGGACCCGGGUCAGAUCCUCAUCCAGACGGUAAAGCUGGCCUUCUCCGUCACCAACAACGUGAUCCGCCUCAAGCCAUUAUCGGACGCCAUGUCGCCACUGGAGAAGGCGCUGACGCAGCAUGGUGGCCACGGCAGCAACCUGAUUGCCGUGCUGGCCAAGUACAUCUACCACAAACACGACCCGGCCCUGCCGCGCCUCGCCAUCCAGCUGCUCAAGAGGCUCGCCACGGUGGCGCCCAUGUCGGUGUACGCCUGCCUGGGCGGUGACGCGGCGGCUAUCCGGGACGCCUUCCUGACGCGGCUGCAGAGCAAGACGGAGGACAUGAGGAUCAAGGUCAUGAUCCUGGAGUUUCUCACCGUGGCCGUGGAGACCCAGCCGGGCCUCAUUGAGCUCUUCCUCAACCUGGAGGUCAAGAACAGCACAGAGGGGUCUAAGGAGUUUGUGCUGGGUGAGUGGAGCUGUCUGCAGGUGGUGUUGGACCUGAUCGACUCCAGGCAGCAGGGGAAGUACUGGUGUCCCCCCCUGCUGCACCGCGCCACCCUGGCCUUCCUCCACGCCCUGUGGCAGGACCGACGGGACAGCGCCAUCUCUGUCCUACGCACCAAAGAUAUGUUUUGGGAAAACCUGACCACGCCUCUGUUUGGAACCCUCCCCUCCCCCUCAGACAUCACAGAGCCUUGUUUUCUGGAGACCUGUGCCUUCGUCAUGAAAAUCAUCGGCCUUGAGAUCUACUAUGUGGUCAGUGGCUCCCUGGAGAAGUCUCUGAAGGACGCGCUGCAGAAGUUCUCCAGCGGGCGGCACUAUGAAUACUGGUCCCAGUACCUCAAGUCCCUUGUGGUGCACGUGGCCGAGACUGAGGAAGAGGGCAUGUGCUCGUUCUCCGAAACCCUGAUGGUCAUCUCAGCCUGGUGCAUGCUGCUCAUCCUCUCCACCAGUCACUCAGAUGUGAUGCAGUUGAAGGAGGACUCUGCCAGACUGAAGCUCUUCAUGGACGUACUGGACGGGACCAAAGCUGCUUUGCUGGUGCCCAUGUCGGUGCCCUGUCUACGUCUGGGAUCCAUGAUGGCUACCCUCCUGCUGAUCCUGCUCAAACAGUGGAGAAGUGUGGUGGCCACGGCCCCUGACGUGUUGUCUCCCCUCACUCUGAUCCUGGAGAGUGUCCUGCAGAGCGACCAGCAGCUGAUGGCGAGGACCAAGGCCAAGGUGUUCUCUGCCCUCAUCUCUGCGCUGCAGAUACAGGGCCUCAAUGCAGGUGGUGAGAUUUCCCAGCUGCCCCAGCUACUGCUGUGUGUGUGUGAGACUGUGCAGGAUGAGGCGCUGGCACUGAUUGACAGCACGCGUCACACGGCCCAGGCAGGGGACGUCCCUGAGGACAAGGACAGCAUGGAGACGGACGCCCCCCGUAGCUUCCAGAAGGACCAGAGGGACGGGGUGUGUGUGCUGGCGUUACACCUGGCUAAGGAGCUGUGUCGUGCCGACGAGGACGGGGAACACUGGGUUCUAGUGAUGAGGAAGGUUCCCGUUCUCCACUCGGUUCUCAGCACUCUAGAACUGAGCCUUCGAUCCAAACAGAACCUCUACUUUACUGAGGCUGCCCUGCAUCUGCUCCUCACGCUGGCCCGCACGCCACAGGGGGCAGCAGCAGUAGCCAGGGCCGGAGUCAUCCAGAGUAUCUGUCUCCCACUGCUCAGUGUCUAUGAAGUGCCCUCCAAUGGAGCCUCGCAGGGUUUCUCCCGUAAGUCCCAGGACUCUCCGUGCUGGCCUGGGGUGUACCGCCUCUGUAUGUCCCUCAUGGAAAGCCUGCUCAAGACGCUGCGCUACAACUUCAUCAACGAGGCCCUCGACUUUGUUGGAGUGCACCAGGAACGCAUAUUGCAGUGUCUGAAUGGGGUGCGGACGGGCCAGACUCUGGUUUGUCUGGACGAGGCUGACCACACGGUGGGCUUUCUGCUGCAGCUGUCCAGCUUCUGUAAGGAGUGGCAGUUCCACCUGCCCCAGCUGCUCCAAGAUGUACAGAUUAAUCUGUGUUACCUUUGCCAGACGUGCACGUACCUCCUCCACAGCAAGAAGAUGCUCCAUCACUACCUCCAGGCUAAGAAUGGGGAAGCGCUGUCCUCUGGCCCCCAUGCCCAGAGGGCACCUCAGACCCCCUCCAAAGCUGCAGCCGGAUGUGGGGGAGGGGAGAGGGAGGAGGCGGAGCAGAAGGCCCUGCUGGUGGUGCAGUGCAGCCUGCUGAAGAUCCUUAGUAAGAGUCUGGCCACGCUGCAGCACUUCACCCCUGACUACUGCCAGAUACUACUGGACCAGUGUAUGGACCUAGCAGAGUACAGGACCCUGUUUGUGCUUAGCUUCACCACCCCGGCAUUUGACUCUGAUGUGGCGCCCUCUUACGGAACCCUGCUGGCCACCAUCAACGUUGCCCUAAGCAUGCUGGGAGAGGUGGAGAAGAAGAAAGAGCCGGCCUCCCUGAGUGUUGCAUCCCUGACCUCGUCAGAGGAAACACAAAUCCUCAAAUCUCUGCUGAUGUUCACCAUGGAGAACUGUUUAUACGUGCUCAUCUCCCAGGCUGUUCGCUGUCUGAAGGACCCCAGCAUCGCCCCCAGAGACAAACAGAGACUCAAACAGGAGCUCAGUUCUGAACUGAGUACCCUCCUGUCCAGCCUGUCCCGUCACUUCCGCCGUGGCUCUGCAUCGUCCUCGGCCAGCAGUCUGCUGCCCUCCCCCCAGACCAAGCCCACCACCCCAGGCUCCAAGGCCAGCCACGAGGGUCAGGAGCCCUUCAUCCAGCUGGUGCAGGCCUUUGUACGCCACGUACAGAGAUAGACCCACCACGUGGAGCUUACGACUAGGGCGAGGUGGUUUUCCUGACGAGAGAACUCUGGUCACACAUGGCGUAUUCUGCUCACACGUUCAGAGGUUGACUGGUACUGACACAGAGCCUCUACCAUACUGACCUAGGACUGUACCAUCCACUUUGGGUGAAUCGCCCUUGUGGAUGAUGAUGAUUCUGUGUAGCACUUAACCGUUCUCUUCUGAAUGUGUACGUGCUGAAUGCUACUUUUCACGGUGCAACCGUGUCGGUUCAUUCUCUUCAGUUUGAAUCCAUUUUUAUCAAGCUAGUCAUUAUUAGAAUCUGCAGCACAAUGUUCUGACAUGGUGAACCAGUCAUUUGGGUCAUAUUCUAAGCCAGGGUACUGUAACAUCGGUCUUUGUGCCAAAGCCAUUUGGGUGUUUAAAAAAUACUCCCAUACAAAAUGGAGAUACAACCAAUGUGUUACACUUGAGAUUCUAGCCUAUACACCAGUGGGAAUGACCAAAGCCUAGGUCAAAACAGGAUACAGCUGCCUACAAGGGCCAGCCAAAAAAAGAAGUACAUUCUACAAUGAGAUACUGCAGAGAAUUGAAUUAGAUAGCUAGUAAUUAAGAUCUUGGUGCUAUUGAACAUCAGUCUCGUUGACUGUCCCGUCUUUCCAUCUGCCUAGUUUUAUAGGCUGUUUCUGACAAUAGUUGAUUAGUUUCAGAACUCCGUUAUGGUAUAGAAGCAACCCAGUUGAAACCAAGCCACAUUUAUGUAGAAACAACUUGUAGUAGUCUGAAGCUUGCCUAAGUGAGCUGCCCAGUUACUUUGUAUGUAUCUGCUAUUUUUCUACAUUUUGACAUAUAAUGCAUGGACGGAGGGAUGUUUUUCUGCUUUCUAUUCUUUUUUAAAUAUUCUCUAUGGUUUUCUUUGUGCUGUGAAGUUGUUUGCAUCUGCUUGUAUUUUCUGACUCAUCAUUUGUGCAUCAAGCACGAUACAUUACAAAGGAACUUCCAAGAUUUGUAUGUCUUUUUUUUAUUUUUAUAUGAUAAUAAAGUACCUUUUGUAGAGCAUUACCUUGUGUCUUCACGUAGCCCAGGACAAUUACAAAUGAGAACCCACAAGUCAAACAUUGAGGGAAAGACUAUUUUCAUAAAAUAGGUCUGGGUUCGAUCCCCGGGACCACCCAUACGUAAAAAUGUAUGCACACAUGACUGUAAGUCACUUUGGAUAAAAGCGUCUGCUAAAUGGCAUAUUAUUAUUAUAUUAUUAUAUUAGAUCAGUUAUAUCACAUACACAUGCAGAGAGAAGUUGACCAUGUUAGGGGGUUACACUUGCAAAUGUGUCUCUUAAAUUCUCAUUCUGACUCAUUCAGGUUCUAGCUUUAUAUCUGCUUUCAAGUUUGAGGUCUGAAAAAUUUGUGGGAAAUGUGUGUACGUAUAUGUAGUGUGUUGUUUGUGUGGGUGCACUGCAGUGGAGGCUCCUCAGAGGAGGAAG
Messenger RNA from Coregonus clupeaformis (lake whitefish), 6686 nucleotides. RefSeq names its product nucleoporin NUP188-like. The record is from RefSeq and is a predicted model, not a curated record. Gene Ontology annotation, molecular function: structural constituent of nuclear pore. Gene Ontology annotation, biological process: RNA export from nucleus; protein import into nucleus. The transcript is spliced from 42 exons. Gene Ontology annotation, cellular component: nuclear pore inner ring. The coding region runs from base 8 to 5215 and encodes 1735 amino acids. NCBI's taxonomy places the organism in Eukaryota, Metazoa, Chordata, Actinopteri, Salmoniformes, Salmonidae.